AUGGUGUCGAACAAAACGAUCAAGUGCGUGGAGCUCGGCAUGGCCGUGUUCAUAUUCGCGUUGCACUACGAGAGCUUCGCGGUGUUUAUGACGGUGUUCAACUCCAUGUUAACCACCGGCACGUACGUCGGCUUCGUGAUCAUCCUGGCGGCCGUGGUGUUCGGGUUGUUCACUGACGCGCCCGUCAGCAUCCCGGUGGACUUGAUAUUCACCGUGGCCGGUGCCGCGUUAUACUUGUGGGCCGGGCUGAUAUCGUACAACUACUUCAACGGCGUGGCCAGCUCGACGUUCUCCGACACCGGCCUGGUCAAAUCCAUGCUGUCCAUCGCCAACGGCAUCGUGUUCGUCAUCGACGCCGUGUUCGCCUACCGCAGAUGA
Molecule: messenger RNA, 378 nt
Organism: Sipha flava (yellow sugarcane aphid)
Lineage: Eukaryota; Metazoa; Arthropoda; Insecta; Hemiptera; Aphididae
Exons: 1
Coding region: 1-378 (125 amino acids)
Biological process (GO): septate junction assembly
Source: RefSeq, a predicted model, not a curated record